AUGGAGUAUCUUCAAAGAAAGCUUCAUCAAAUGCAGCUCAACUCAGGAUUCAAGCAUCACUCAAAGUGUUUAAAAGUCCAAUUGACCAACCUUAUGUUUGCUGAUGAUGUUCUAUUUUUUUCUAGGGGUGAUGUGAACUCUGUUGACUUGCUGCUCAAGGAAUUUCAUAGCUUCCUGAAUUCAACUGGUAUGAAGGUAAACAAGGCUAAAAGUAAGAUCUACUUUGGCUCUGCUUCCACUGAUGUGAAAUCUGAGAUUUUGAAACUCUCCAUGUUCAAAGAAGGCUCCCUCCCCUUUAGAUACCUAGGGGUGCCUCUUACCAGUAAAAAGCUGUCAGUCAGUCAUUACAUGGUUCUUAUUGAUAAGAUUGUUUCUAGAAUCAGUCACUGGUCCUCUAAACUCCUAAGCUAUGCAGAUAGGCUCAUGUUUAUCAAAAGCAUUUCUUUUGCAAUGGCUAACUAUUGGAUGCUUUGUUUCCCCCUUCCCAAAUCUGUUAUUAGGAAGAUUGAUUCUAUAUGCAUAUCUUUUCUUUGGACUGGCAAAGAUGUAGUGUCCCGCAAAAGCCCAGUUGCUUGGGCUAAGGUUUGCAAACCACUAAAGCAUGGUGGUCUUGGCAUAAUCAACUUGCUCAUUUGGAAUGAAUGCACUAUGCUGAAGCUAUUGUGGAAUAUUUGCAACAAAUCUGAUAGUUUUUGGGUUAAGUGGAUAAAUUCCUAUUAUCUUAAGAGGCAUACGAUUAUGGAGCUGCAGAGUAAGCCGACUCAUUCUUGGAUAAUGCGUGCCAUUUUGAAUCAAAGAGACUGUCUUCAAGAACACCAAACCAUCUGGGAAGACAUGAACAUGAGGCAGAAAUUUAAGUGUAGUGAUUUCUAUAAAGCCUUUCAGGAUUCUCCUCCGGUUUCAUGGAGUCAGCUCCUUAUGUUUAAUCCUGCUACUCCCCGGGCUGUUUUUAUCUUUUGGCUAGUGUGUCACGGGAAAAUUCCUACUAAGAGCAGACUGUGUAGAUUUGGGCUGCUUAGUGACAACAAAUGUGGCUUUUGUGAUAAUGAGGAGACUGUGAGUCAUCUUUUUUUCGAGUGUGAUGAAAUGAGGAGCAUUUGGAGUUCAGUUCAACAUUGGUUGAAUAUUCAUCAUUCUCCUAAAAGAUGGGAAGAAGAGAUUGUGUGGAUUCAAAGGCAAGGAAAAGGUAAAGGAUGGAGGGCCAAGCUCUUUAGACUUGCCAUUACAGAAACAAUUUAUGGGGCCUGGUUAUACAGAAAUGGCACUUGUUUUGGCAAGGCCAUGCACAGAGAUAAAGUCUUGGAGCAUAUUCUGGAAAAAAUAGUUUAUAGAAGUUGGGGGUAUAAAGAUUUAAAAAGCCACAUUGUGAAUUAUAUGGCUUUUUAA
Vicia villosa (hairy vetch) is the source of this 1386-nucleotide messenger RNA. RefSeq lists its product as uncharacterized. Bases 1 to 1386 code for a protein of 461 amino acids. The transcript has a single exon. Lineage: Eukaryota; Viridiplantae; Streptophyta; Magnoliopsida; Fabales; Fabaceae. The record is from RefSeq and is a predicted model, not a curated record.